GCACCACAACCUUUUGACAUAUUGACAAAUUAAAUUUCAAAAAACCAAACUGAAUUUUUCUCGUACCCAGCUCGGUUCUUUGUUUUUAUCUGUUUAACAUUGCCCCAGAAAAUUGUUGGAAUAAUGGAAGUAUUUCAAUUCGAUAAGAGUAUGAUGGAUCGAUUAGAGGAAGCACAAAAUGUUUUGAGCUGUAAUAAAGUGAUUCCGGCUAGCAGAGUAGUGGAAGAAUGGAGUUACAACGUUGAAUUGUUAAUUGAGCCAGCAGGUUGGCAGGCGAUUUGGAAAAUAUCGCGUGUAAUAUGCGAAGAACUUAAAAUACAAUACCCGACAACCGUUUACGGCACAGUCACAAAUGUUUUGUUCAAAGAAAUGAAAGCCAUCUUCUCCAUAAUUGCAAUCCAAGACGAUGACAUUCAUCUACCUGAGGAGCACGAAGUGCCAUUAAUAGAUUUGUGGCCAACAAAGGUGCAAGAAAAUCCCGCUAUUAAUAUUGAAGCAACAGCCAAUUGUGUCGACAUGGUCAGAUUCUUUUUCAAAAAUCUGUGGAUGCCAUGGGACGCUGAUAAUGACGAGGACAUUGAUUGGGCCACCAAGUGUUUAGAAUCUCGUAUGCGUUUCUGUUACGAUCUUAAAGCGGACAUGAGUCCUGCAUUAGCAUCGUAUAUCCGUGCGUUAAUUGUCGAAGCACAGUACAUUCAACGUCGACGAGAAUACUUGGAAUUGGAUAUAAGCGACGACGAAGAUAUGAAUGAGAAUAAGGCAGAAAUUACCGAUCUGAUGAGUCUUCAUGUGCGAUUGGCGACCAUAAAACAUGAAAUUAAAAUGUGGGAAAAUCCGAAAUUGCGGAAAGUUUUCGAACCGAUCCGGUUUCCGCCACGGCAACCUGGGAGCAUUUCUGUUGUCGUGGAACGUACAGCUGUUUUGCCCAAGCACAUUCGAGAUUUGCAAAGGGCCCACGAAAUCAUCGGCGAUGAGAAAACCACCGAAUUGAGUUCAUCAUUGCAGGAGUGCCUCAUGAAUUGUGGCACCGCUGGGCACAUAUACCUAGCUGGAGGAUUGCAUUCGAUAAAGUUUUUAGAAAACUUGAACAAUUCGAUCGUGGGACUGGUCCCGUGUGAUAAUUCAAUUGAUUUGCGAUUAAAUGAGAAUCUCGCCGAUACCAAGCAGCCGGUGAUUGCGGCAAAGGAAUUCGAAAAUAUUUUGCUAACAUUGACCGGAGACGUGAAAAUUAACAAUGUGAUAUUGGACUGUCGGAAGGUGCGAACGGGAAUUUUAAUCCGAGACGGAUCGGUUCGAUUCGAGAAUUGUACGUUCAUCGGAGACAAGUCAUCAGCUACAUCGACUGCGAUUGUAAUGUUUGAAACCGCAAACGUUUCUUGUGACAAUUGUGUCAUCAAAGACUUUGCAACCGGUAUUGCUAUGCGUGAAUCCGGCACAACCACAUCGGGCUCAUCUUCGCUCAUUUUGACUAAUUCGAUAAUUACCAAUUCGACCACUGGCAUAGAUUGCAAUGAAGGAUCCUGCAUCAGGUUUAAGGGCUCCAAAAUCAUCAACUCAACGCAUUAUGGUGUGAUAGCAUCGUGCGGAAAGAUAGCAACAGAUAAACUACUUCUUUCCGAUAUUCUUGAAGCAAAGCAGCAUAACAUCCCCAUCAACGGUGAAUGCCAGUUCACAAACUGUACGCCCAACAACAUUGUCGUAUUCAACAGAAACGAUAUGUGUUUGCUGAAGAAUGCUGCCAGCAAAACGGAAGUGAUCGGCGAUUUCAAUGUGAUCGAUUAUUCGUCCGAGAUGGAAGAUUGUAAUCAAACAAAUGGCAUCGAUACAUCUGCGGAACAAGAUUGUUCGGUUAUUGUUGUGGAUGACUAGUAACUGAGUGGUUGAGUUUGAUCCUUUUUUUAUAAAUUUUUGUUGCGGGUCUAUGCAUUAGCAUUACAGUGAAUAACUUUUCGU
This is a messenger RNA of Bradysia coprophila, 1953 nucleotides long. RefSeq names its product SHC binding and spindle associated nessun dorma (gene nesd). Gene Ontology annotation, biological process: male meiosis cytokinesis; spermatogenesis. The record is from RefSeq and is a predicted model, not a curated record. NCBI's taxonomy places the organism in Eukaryota, Metazoa, Arthropoda, Insecta, Diptera, Sciaridae.